AUGGAUAGCAAAGACACCGAGGCGACGGUGGGAAUGAUGGGAGGGGCUGGUCUGGCAGCCAGUCUAUCGCCUGAGCGGCGCGCGCAAGUCGAGAAGAGUUUGAAGCGCAAGUUGGAUGCGAGAUGUUCGCUUUUCGUGCUGAUUUAUAUUAUGAAUUAUUUGGAUCGGAAUAACAUCGCAGCCGCGCGACUUGGUGGACUGCAGGAAGAUCUCGGCAUCAAUAAUACGCAGUAUGCGACGUGUUUGAGUAUUCUUUACGUUGGAUAUAUCCUAAUGCAAAUCCCCUCCAACAUGAUCAUCAACCGGAUCCCGCGGCCCUCGGCAUACAUCGCCGUCGUGAUGCUGGUUUGGGGCAUGAUCUCGACGCUUUCGGGCAACACCGAAUAA
This is a messenger RNA of Parastagonospora nodorum SN15, 387 nucleotides long. RefSeq lists its product as hypothetical. The record is from RefSeq and is a predicted model, not a curated record. NCBI's taxonomy places the organism in Eukaryota, Fungi, Ascomycota, Dothideomycetes, Pleosporales, Phaeosphaeriaceae. Gene Ontology annotation, molecular function: transmembrane transporter activity. The transcript is spliced from 3 exons. Gene Ontology annotation, cellular component: membrane. Bases 1 to 387 code for a protein of 128 amino acids.